GCUGAGUGCUGCAGAUCAAAAAAUGUCUUAGUGGGAGAGUGGUGCGGAGUGGCCGCGAAGGUUUUGGUAUGAACAGGAUUCGGAUCCACGUCUUGCCGACCAAUCGGGGUAGGAUUACCCCAGUGACCAGGUCUCAGGAGCCCCUCUCUUGUUCAUUUACUCAUCGCCCAUGCUCGCAACCUCGUCUGGAGGGGCAGGAAUUUAGCAUUAAACAUAUUCUUGAAGAUAAGAAUGCACCCUUCAAGCAGUGUAGUUAUAUAUCGACGAAGAAUGGGAAAAGAUGUCCCAGUGCUGCCCCAAAGCCGGAGAAGAAAGAUGGGGUGUCCUUCUGUGCUGAACAUGCCCGUAGGAAUGCCCUGGCACUUCAUGCUCAAAUGAAGAAGACUGGUCCAGGCCCUGUGGGUGAAACACUCUUGUGCCAGCUGAGCUCAUAUGCUAAGACAGAGCUGGGGUCUCAGACUCCAGAAAGUAGUUGCAGUGAAGCCAGCCGAAUUCUGGAUGAAGACAGCUGGAGUGAUGGGGAGCAGGAACCCAUUACUGUGGAUCAGACAUGGAGAGGUGACCCUGACAGUGAAGCUGAUAGCAUAGACAGUGAUCAAGAAGAUCCCCUAAAACAUGCUGGUGUCACCUACACAGCUGAAGAAGUGGCCCUGAUUAUGCGUGAGAAACUAAUUCGUUUACAGUCUUUGUACAUUGGUCAGUUUAAACGACUUCAGCAUCUGCUCAAAGAGAAAAAGCGACGUUACUUACAUAAUCGCAAAGUGGAACAUGAAGCUCUAGGUAGUAGUCUCCUGACUGGCCCAGAGGGACUUUUGGCCAAAGAACAAGAGAACCUAAAGCGUCUAAAAUGUCUUCGGCGGUAUCGUCAGCGCUAUGGAGUGGAAGCCUUACUGCACAGGCAGCUGAAGGAACGCAGAAUGCUGGCCACGGAUGGUGCCGCCCAGCAGGCACAAACCACUCGUUCCAGUCAGAAGUGCUUGGCUUUUGUGGAUGAUGUUCGUUGUUCUAAUCAGUCUCUCCCAAUGACCAGACACUGCCUUACCCAUAUUUGUCAGGACACGAAUCAGGUUCUCUUCAAAUGCUGCCAGGGGUCUGAAGAGGUGCCCUGCAACAAAGCAGUUCCUGUAAACCUCUCUGAGGAUCCCUGCUGCCCACUGCAUUUCCAGUUGCCUCCUCAGAUGUAUAAGCCCGAGCAGGACUUGGAUGUCGUGGGUGAUGGUACACAAUGCCCUCCUUCACCCUUGCUUUUUGAUCCUUCACUGACCCUUGAAGAUCAUUCAGUCAAAGACAUUGCUGAAGGCACAGUGGAUAUUUUGGGCCAGAUGCAGAUGGCCGGAGAUGGAUGCAGAUCACAGGGAUCUCGAAAUUCUGAGAAAGGCUCUGCAGCAUUGCCUCCGAGUGGAAUGGCUACUGCAUAUGGGAAGCCAGAACCCACUUCUAUCAGUUAAUAGUUUUGGGGGGAACCAUUUGACUUUGGAGGAUUUGAAUUUCCUGUUCUUUAAACAAGUACUUCUGACCAUCUCUCACUAAAGGACAACCCAGACCCGUUUGUUCUUCUUCUGGGUUACUGAGUGCUGUAGUCAAACAUAAACCAAAUUUUGGGGGAAGAGACCAAGUGUCUAAAAGUUGUGGGUGUCUUCCCACUCUGGGCAAGGAAGAGAGACAGAGGUGAAUCUGCUGCUGUGAUUGAGCAAAUAUUUGGGACUUUGUGCCUAAGAGGAGACA
Rhinolophus ferrumequinum (greater horseshoe bat) is the source of this 1725-nucleotide messenger RNA. RefSeq names its product KAT8 regulatory NSL complex subunit 2-like. The record is from RefSeq and is a predicted model, not a curated record. Gene Ontology annotation, cellular component: NSL complex. Lineage: Eukaryota; Metazoa; Chordata; Mammalia; Chiroptera; Rhinolophidae.